This is a messenger RNA of Periophthalmus magnuspinnatus, 2120 nucleotides long. It is a transcript of the gene ppp2r5cb, whose product is annotated as protein phosphatase 2, regulatory subunit B', gamma b. Lineage: Eukaryota; Metazoa; Chordata; Actinopteri; Gobiiformes; Gobiidae. Gene Ontology annotation, biological process: protein dephosphorylation; signal transduction. Bases 92 to 1822 code for a protein of 576 amino acids. The transcript has 16 exons. The record is from RefSeq and is a predicted model, not a curated record. Gene Ontology annotation, molecular function: protein phosphatase activator activity. Gene Ontology annotation, cellular component: nucleus; protein phosphatase type 2A complex; cytosol.
GCGCUUCUGUCGUCAGAUCUGGCAACCCCGCAGUGUCCGCGGCUGAGGUCUGGAGACAGGAGGCUCCGAGGGCGGCUACGUUUGCACCAAAAUGCCGAAUAAAACGAAAAAAGACAAGGAGUCGCUAAAGGAGAAGACUAAAGGGAGUAAAGGCGGAGGGCAGGAGAAUUCAGAGCAUGAGGGAUCCAACAGGAAGAACAGUAACAGUGUCCCUCCCACGACUCAGCUGCUGAAGGGGAAACAGCCUGGGCCCCAAACCCCCCUAAAGAAGGACAAAAGACAAAGCUCCUCACGCUUCAGUCUGAGCAACAACCGAGAGCUGCAGAAGCUGCCUGCGUUUAAAGAUGUCCCGCCGGCGGAGCAGGAGAAGCUGUUCAUCCAGAAGCUGCGUCAGUGCUGCGUCCUGUUCGACUUCGUGUCUGACCCUCUGAGCGAUCUGAAAUGGAAGGAGGUGAAGCGGGCGGCGCUCAGCGAGAUGGUGGAGUACAUCACCCACAACCGGAACGUCAUCACGGAACCCAUCUACCCGGAGGUGGUGCACAUGUUUGCGGUGAACAUGUUCAGAGCGUUGCCUCCGUCGUCGAACCCGACAGGAGCAGAGUUUGACCCCGAGGAGGACGAGCCGACGCUGGAGGCUGCGUGGCCCCAUCUACAGCUCGUUUAUGAAUUCUUUCUACGCUUCUUGGAGUCUCCAGAUUUUCAACCAAACAUAGCCAAAAAGUACAUCGACCAGAAGUUUGUAAUGCAGCUUUUAGAAUUGUUCGACAGUGAAGAUCCUCGGGAAAGGGACUUUUUAAAGACGACUCUGCAUCGAAUCUACGGGAAGUUCCUGGGUCUGAGGGCGUACAUCAGGAAACAGAUCAAUAACAUAUUCUAUAGGUUUAUUUAUGAAACAGAGCAUCAUAAUGGGAUAGCAGAAUUACUGGAAAUUUUAGGAAGUAUUAUAAAUGGGUUCGCGUUGCCGUUAAAAGAAGAACACAAAAUCUUCCUCCUUAAAGUCCUUCUGCCGUUACACAAAGUCAAGUCUCUCAGUGUGUAUCACCCACAGCUGGCGUACUGUGUGGUACAGUUCCUGGAGAAGGACAGCACGCUCACUGAACCGGUGGUGAUGGCGUUGCUGAAGUACUGGCCGAAGACGCACAGCCCUAAAGAGGUGAUGUUUCUGAAUGAGCUGGAGGAGAUUCUGGACGUGAUCGAACCCUCGGAGUUUGUGAAAGUGCAGGAGCCUCUGUUCAGGCAGCUCGCCAAGUGCGUCUCCAGCCCACACUUCCAGGUGGCGGAGCGAGCCCUUUACUACUGGAACAACGAGUACAUCAUGAGUCUGAUCAGUGACAACGCAGCCAAGAUCUUACCCAUCAUGUUCCCCGCGCUCUACCGCAACUCCAAAACACACUGGAACAAGACGAUCCACGGCCUCAUCUACAACGCGCUCAAACUGUUUAUGGAGAUGAACCAGAAGCUUUUCGACGACUGCACACAACAGUUUAAAGCCGAGAAAAGCAAAGAAAAAGCCAAAUGGAAAGAAAGAGAAGAGGCCUGGCUCAAGAUUGAGAAUUUAGCGAAGUCAAAUCCACAGUUCUUGACGUACAUCGACUCGGGGUCAGGGAGUCCGAUGGAGAUGGACAUGGACGGGCCGGUUUUAGACGACGUCAAUCUGUUAAAGAAAACGGUAGAGGAAGAAGCCACACAGCUUUCUAAAGAUCACCGAAAGGAGCGGCCGUUGAUGAGGAGGAAAUCCGAACUUCCCAAAGACAUCUCCACAGUUACGGCGAUAGAACUGCACCGGCGAGCGGAGGAGAUGAUAACACACGAUGGACACUAGACCCCAACACCUACAAAAGAUCUGUAACAAAACCAGAAGACCACGAAAACGAACCACAAACAAACCAGCAGCAGAUACCGACCGGAGACCUUAGCACAAACACUGUCCCAUACAGACACAUAGAACUCUAGAGUGGACAUUCCCCAGGUCAUCUACAGCGUGUCAGCCAUGUUGUGACUGCCAUGACGUCGGCCAUUUUGUGACUGUAGGCUGUACCCAAGCACACGUGUAAACCGAUACUAGAGCUGCACUUAGCUAUGAAAUAUUCUUUUAAUAAACCUUGUUCUUUUGUCUUUUA